Erythranthe guttata (spotted monkey flower) is the source of this 981-nucleotide messenger RNA. NCBI's taxonomy places the organism in Eukaryota, Viridiplantae, Streptophyta, Magnoliopsida, Lamiales, Phrymaceae. The record is from RefSeq and is a predicted model, not a curated record.
UAAAAUUAAUUAUCUGGUCCGAAUAACGAAUCUCACAACAAUGGCGAAAAAGCAAGUGCCAGCAGCGAAAGCCAACAAGAAUUCCAAAACCCCGACCAAAAUCAAAAGCAAAGCUAAAAAAUCCGCCACCAUCAGCACCAAACGCAACCCCAAAAUCAGAAGCAGGAUCACCAAAACAGGCGAUGACGAUGCUUCCAGCGAGGAAACCGAAGUUCUCGCCGCGGUGCCUUCGUCGAGCGCGGAAUCUCAGAACGACGACGACGUUUUGGAGUCCAGCGAGGCCGAUGAGGUGGAACGAAUUGAAGAAAGAAGCUCGAGCGAUGAGGAUGUGAGCGAAGAAAGGAAGAAGGGUAAAAUGGAGAAUGUGAAAAAUAAAGGAAAAAAGACAAGUCGGAAACAUGAAGACGAAGCGGAGGAAGAUGAAAGAAGCUCGGAUGAUGAAAAUGAAGAACAAAAGAGGCCAAAAAUCAUCGGGACGAAAGGUAAAAUGGAGGAUGUGAAAAAUAAGGGGAAAAGGAAAAGUACAAAAGUAGAAGACGACGGCGGCGAAUCGGAGGCGGAGGAGAAGGGCGACAACGCGCUGUACACGUUUCCGAUGAAUCGCGUCAGCCGAAUCAUCAAGAGCGAAAAUCCGGAUGUCAAAAUCUCGCAGGAAGCCGUCUUCCUCAUUAAUAAAGCUUCGGAGAAAUUUCUUCAGUUGUUCACGAGGGAUGCUUAUGCUCAAGCAUUCAUUGAGAAUAAGAAUUAUACCGCGUACAACCAUUUGUGUAUGCACUUCUUCUUCUUCCUUGUAUUUACUUUAUUGGAUUAGUUUCAAAGCAAUGCAUGCACAUGAUUCUAAUUAUUGCACGUGCGUGUUUAUGCAUUAGUACAUGAGUCGAGGUUCAUUAAAUGAUAUUGUUUGCUGAUUGCUCCUUCCUUUAAUGCAGAAUUAUAGUGAUCGUGAAUUAAACUGUGGCUAAUUGUAUCUGAAAGAAACUA